ACUUUUGGCUAGCUGUCAAAAGAUUAUUGAAAAUUUUUCACUUCUUGUGAACCAGACCACAGAAAUCGUCUCCUCGCAAAACUCUCGGUAGUGGCUACUGGUGCGUUCCGUGAUUUUGGAAAAAAAUAAAAGUGUUAUCGUCAUCGCGUUCGCGUACAGAAUAUUCAGAUGAAUAAAUUAAAUAAUUAAAAGAUAUCAAUAGAAAAUCAGUGUCCACGGAGGAAAGCGAGAAAAAAUUCUAUGGAAAAUAGAACGACGACGUAAUCGGAAAGCAAAGUGAUUGUGAGGAAGAAAUAAAGUUCUAUGUCGGAUAUCCAAAGUGAGUGAACGGACACAGAGAGCAGGAGAAAAAGAAUUUAUCGGCAGCAGAAGCUAUAACAAAAAUCAAGGAAAAGUGGAGCAGCAAAGUGGAUCAUUUUUAGAGCGUUGUGUGGAGCAGUGCCAGCAAACGAAGCAACCAGCCAGCAGAAGCUAGCCUUUGGAUUUGUUCCGAGACUAGCGACCAGCACCAGAUUCCGCCGCCGGUCGUUUCCUUCUGGAUCCAGACAGACGACUCAGCAAACGACGCCGCCGAAGACGACGCCACAUCGCUACUCAUCUUUUUCAUGAAAUCGGGUCGAUAAUCGUCAAGAUGGAGUGCAAAUUGAUUUCAAGAUAUUCGCCACUACUCGUGCUAUUCUUAGCAUCACUAGUUAAUGCACAAACAGGUCGCAAACGCGACAUAAACAAUCUCUACCAAGUGAUCUACUACGGUGACUCCCAGGUCGAGGUCGGGAAACCAUUUCUGAUAUCGUGCAUUGCCUCGAUCACCGAUCCGAUCGAGUGGCUCAAGGACGGCGAACCGAUCCGGAAGCACAGCCAGAUACGGCACGGCAAGGACGAACACUCGUACAUCGAAAGCGAGAUGGGAAUCGCAGGCAUGCGAGAUAAAAUCGAAGCCUCGAUUAGCGUACAACGUGCCCUACCGAAACACCAAGGUCGCUAUCAAUGCAAUUCUUUGUACAAAAACUAUCACAUGCUGUAUGUUCAUCGAAAUGUUUCAUCCAGCGGCAGUGGAGCUAGCAGUCACGAAAGAACUUCAGGUCACCGUUCCAGUGACCAGUCUCUGGCCAAACUAGAUGAGCCCCUGGUUGGACCGCUUCUCCUGACAACGAUUAAACCAACAUUGAUUACCUCAAUCGCUAGCUCCUAUCACCAACUGACAACGCCAGGAACGUUGGUUUCUCUCAAUGCUCAUCCCAUUCCCAUCGAAUCCGACCAACAACAGCAGUCUCAACAUUCUCAGCCGCACCAUCAUCAGCAGCAAUCGCAUCACCACCACGGUAUGAACGAUAAAUCUGGUAAACCAGAUGGCAAACAACAGGUUCAACACACUUUCAAGACAAACUCUGAGCGAAUCAUAAACAAAAACGAAGAACAAUCUGCCCCAAAGGAUAUUCAAACUCUGCCAGACGAAAGACGGUAUGACAUGAGUGACCCGCUGCUGGGAGGCAACGUUAAUAAGGACAUCAAAGACGAUGAAUACACAGAUACCACGGGAACAAACGGUAACAGUAAUGAAGAUAUUUCCGAUAAAGAGGACAAUUCUGGUAAUGGCAUUGUUGUUCUCGGUGAAGACAGAUAUACGCCGUCGGGAGUAACCAGUCCUCUCGAUGCUGGCGCGGAUGUAGACGAAGAGUUAAUCACAAGUGUUGAUAAUCCCCAAAUGAAGCCCGGAAACGAUGGCGCUACCGUUUCCGAAGAUGCCAGCUCUCAAGAACUAGAUUCCAUUGUAAUAGAAAAAGAUGUAUCCAUCGAAGAUGGUAUCGACAAAUUAAUAGUAAACAAAAGUGAAAUUGAUGGCAUUAUUCGGGUUGACAGCGACGAAGAUCCACCCAAGCAUCACACACAUCGAAAGUUGGAUCGUAUGCGAAAUGAAAACGCGCUAAUCCAUGCUCCGCUGGAUACUAUCCCGACCAGCUCAAGUACGGCCCUGAUGGUUGUUCCUACCACUGUCUUUGCCAUAAGCACUAUCGUCUUUCCUUCAACUACAAUCUCCACCACCGCCGCAACAAAGACGACCAGCAAACAACACGGGCACGGUGCCGAAGGACAUCACCAUCAUCAUCACCGUGAUAACGAGCAGCAACACGCGACAGUCGCGGAUGUUCUGCAUCCCAAUUACGAUGACCCCAGCUCUAGAUUAAAAUAUUACGACAUCGCGAAAGCACUGACGCUCGGUUGUAAUAUUACGAAAGACGGAGAUUAUGAAUUAAGUUGGUCAAAAGACGGCCAAAACGUGAGCGAAAUCGAGUCGCUUCGGGAUCGCUUCAAAAUAAUCAAGGCAGAACGCAAGUUCGUCAUCAGCAGGGCACUCGAAUCCGAUGCCGGCUCGUACACGUGUAGCGUGCGGGAGCUGAAUGAGGCUAAAACAUUUAAUGUAAUAGCAAAUGUUAUUGUUAAAUUUGAAAGCACAGAAAUAGGAAAAACGAACAUGGUGGAAGGCGAACCACUUAACCUGCACUGUAUAGCGUUCGGAACGAAUCCCAAAAUUACCUGGACGAUUGGAAACACUACCUACAGCACGAGUACAGACCAUGUCGUGCUGCAAGAAGACGACAAAGGCGUAGAGAAUGCCCGACUUACGAUCAAGAGCGUCCUGCUCAGUGACUACACUGACUACACCUGCGAGGCUCGCAACAACGCCACAGAUAUCACGGGUAAACCAGCACAGGUCACGAUAACCGUUAGGAUUAGAGGAAAAUAUGCUGCGCUUUACGUUUUCUUGGGUAUCAUCGUCGAAGUUGUAGUAUUAUGUGCGAUUAUUUUAAUAUGUGAGAAACGACGCAACAAGACAGAAAUCGAUGAAAGCGAUACCGACCAGAGUCCAGAUCAACACAAGAAUGGUCACAACGGAAACUCCGAGUUACGCCAUAGAAAAAACUAAUACGAUGGGGUUGCCACUUGUCCUCACGUCCCCCUGUCCAUGUAGUUUAUUCACUCGUGCAAAUCAAAGACACACAUUUGAUUAGGAUGCUAGGAGCAGUCUUUUUUCUUAAACUAAUCUUACGAUUAAUCAGAACAGCCUGUACUAAUCCCCAGAUAAUAAAAAUACUAAGGAUAUUUUACCAUGAAUUACAACUCGUAGAUAUGACUACCACGACCAUUGAGUAAUUGGUGGACAUGUUGUAGUAAUUUGCGACUUUUCAAAAUUCUAAUUCUAAUAUCAAUUGAUUAGAACUUAGCUUAGCUAGAUUGUGUUACAUACACGAAACGUGUGCCUUCAGGUACCAUCUUAACAGACAUUGGAAAGAAUCUGUAUCUUGUUGAACAUCAGCACAUUUAGUCGAAUAGGUUUGGAGUCGUAUGCAUGAUGAACAAUUCUGUUGGAGCUGGAAGUUGUUGAUCGCAAAUGUUCUGAUACUCAAUUAAGAUUAUUUUACAAUUUAAAAACAAGGAAAUUAUAGUGUUGAUACAAUGUCAACUAAUAAAUUAUUGAAACCAAACCCGGACAUCCACUCAUUUGUAACAGAAUCCAGCAACUGCCAACUGACAGUGUAGAAACGUAAGCCAAUGUCACUUAAAUUUCAUCCUGCAUACAUCAAGGUAUUAUGAAAGGUCAGUUUAGCAUACGCGUGUUCCAGAUUUCUCAAUUCAGUUGAUAACAGUCCGAUAUAAUGUAUAAGUGUUUAAAAUUUCGUUACUAAUAAACUUUUGAACAAUUGGUAAGCGUUAUGUAGGUGAAUAAAAUAAUCCUUGUUUUA
Molecule: messenger RNA, 3743 nt
Organism: Armigeres subalbatus
Lineage: Eukaryota; Metazoa; Arthropoda; Insecta; Diptera; Culicidae
Gene: Bsg
Exons: 10
Coding region: 632-2926 (764 amino acids)
Biological process (GO): axon guidance; homophilic cell-cell adhesion; dendrite self-avoidance
Cellular component (GO): axon; plasma membrane
Molecular function (GO): cell-cell adhesion mediator activity
Source: RefSeq, a predicted model, not a curated record